GUGCUGAGCCGCCGAGGGUGACAAACCGCCCACUGCACGGAUAAACAGGCGGGCAGCUUUAAAACAGAGCAGCCUUGCGUUUUAAUAUAAUAUCUGCCUUACUUGAAACUAAAUGUUUGUAUAUUGGCCGCAGUACAGGGCCAUAAACCUACGAGUAAUGGGAUAACUGUAUGUAGGCGGUAUUUAGGGACAUAGUUAACGCUGACUAAACUGAAUAACACGAUUUGACUGAACGAGCUGGUUAGCCACGUUAGCCAAACUGAGCUAACGUUAGAUUUUUGUUUGCUUGUUCUUCCAUUUAAUUAUUUAUUUUAGUCGUCUGUGUUCUGGAUUUGGAUACCUACACUCCGGCUAAUAAAGAACUGUCAAGUGGCUAUGUGGGUCCAAUCACGCCGUAAUAAGACGAGUUAAAGGCGUGAAUGGGCGUGCGACUGUGUUGUGGCGACCACAGCGGGAUGAUGAUGGCACCGAGGCGGCUAACGUUUCUGCUCAUCAUCGGGUUUGUGUGGGAGUCCCAGCUUGUUGUGUGUCGUGAGGUCACUCUUCCUACUGGUCCACUGUACCGCGUAGCAGGGUUCCCCCUGUCCCUGCCUUGCACCGUAUCUGGCUUUGAGGGUCCACGGACACAGGAUUUUGAGUGGUUCCUGUACAAAGAGGGUGCAGGUUCAUUACAGAUUGGGGUUGUAUCCACUAGAGAUCAGGGGUUUCCCUACACCCCGUUCCAGGGACGGGUUCGUUCAGGCGAGGUUCGAGUGGAGAGGGACUCUGGUGACCAAGCCAGGCUGGUAAUUCAGAGGCUCCGCCCGGAUGAUCAGGGACGCUACGAGUGUUACACACCGAGCACCGACUCUCGAUAUCAAGGCAGUUACAGUGCCUCUGUGGUCGUCAAAGUGAUUCAGGACACACUGCUGAUAACCCACUCUCGUAUUCUGAGUGGCCAACCCGUCAUGGAGGGGACAGAGCUUCAGCUUACGUGCGCCGCAUCGGUCCAGUCAGCCCAACACACUCACGUGUCUGUCACGUUUGGGGUGCGAGGUAGCACGGAUUCUGGAUCUCUAGGCCACAACCUGAGAGAGAUCAUCUCCCUCGAUCGUGAGCUGCGUGUGACUCCUGGCCGUGGUGGCUCUUACGAGAAGAGGUACACAGAUGGAGAGAUUACUCUGGAGAAGAAGAGUGGAGAUGGAGGGAGGGACCUAUACGUGAUGAAGAUGAGUGUUCUAGCCCCAGAGGAUUCUGGUUCGUACUUCUGUGAGGCAGCACAAUGGAUCUUGGACCCAUCCGGCCAAUGGGAACGUAUCGCUCAAAGGACCAUGGAGCUGGGAAACCUCUCUGUCCAACCACUAGCGGACAGUCUAUCCGUCAGCGUGGUGCCAGUUGGUGAAGUUUCUCUGCAGCCUGGUUCUCCUCUUAGCCUUACUUGCCAGGUGUUGGGUGCUGGUUGGUGGAACCGCUCGGCUCUUCUGGUCCAGUGGAUGCGACGUGGACCAUCAGGGGGCGUGGAGGUUGAGGUGGCCCGGAUGGGGCCUGAUGGGGUGGUGAGCUGGGGGGACGACACUAGCAGGGGAGGAGGGGGCAGCAUGGAGAAGGAGGCUGAUGGGAGGUUCUCCUUGAGGCGCUUUUCUGCCCAUCCAGCAGAUGCAGGAGUCUAUCGCUGUGCUGUGAGUGUGUACGCCGGGCGACCCAGUCCAGAACCGUCCAGCCCUGCCACCCUCACUCAGAGGUCAGAUGGAGUAACAGUCAGCCUCAGGAGUAAAGAUGUCAGUGUAUCGGCAGUAGUAGUUUUGCCACGGCGGCCGCUCCUGAAGCGCGGGAGCACUGUUACCUUGCUCUGCAACGUCUCUGUGAUGACCACAGGCCCAGCCCAGGUGGAAGUGCAGUGGCUGCAAAGGAAAGAGGACCCUGAUGAGAAAGAGGAGACACCGUCAGAGGACACCAAAGGCAGUGUCCUUGCCACUCUUACUUACGAUGGAAUGUCUCGUAUCUACAGUAAUGGAAGUGAUUUAAGUGUCGACCGCAUCUCUGCUGGGACCUACAGGCUGCGGAUCUUCUCAGCACUUGAGGGAGAUCAGGGAUAUUACCAGUGCCAGGCAGAGGUGUGGACGCAGGACCCCCAUGGCGGCUGGUACAGCACAGGUACCAAGACGGAGUCAGCUAUGGUGCGUGUGUACCUGUAUGCACGAGUUGCUGACCUUCUUCUUAUACCGCUGGUGGUUGGAGUGUCCUCUGCGCUGUUUGUGGGAGUGGUUAUCAUUGCCACGGUAACCUGCUGCUUCAUGAAGCGACUGGCCAGGCAGCGCUCUCAAAUAAGGAAGUAGGAAAUUAACCUACUUCCCUACAGAAGGUACUGUGAGGCCAGUUAAGGAAUGAUAUGGACAACAAAUGAAACCAGGUCUGUACUUCAACUGAGCAGCCAACUAUACUGACUUCUGGUAGUAAACCUGAGUUAAAAAAUUUUAAAGAAGACAGGAAAUCAUGGUUCUGCUUCUCCACUACCAUAAUCAUCAUUCUGACUGCCUGUGUGAGACACAGCUCUGUCAUACCUGCACUGUUUCGCUCACAUUAUCACCACUCUGACUUUUGGAUUAAAUAUUAACUCACACUAAGUGUGCACUAGCAGUGAGUGUGAGAAAAGGAGGUGAUGUAGUGGGUAAGUAUGUUUAGUAAACCCACACUCCUUUCACUGUUCACAGAAGGCCUAACCAUGUUUGGUUACGAACAUCAAGCUGUUGCCGAUUGCACAUGGGGCCAAAUCUUAAGUCAGCACCUUACUGUGUUAUUGUUUUGUUCCAAGGAUGAACCACUUUGAAAAAUGUUUUUAUGUGUUUUCCAUGUGUUCUGAUAUCUUAAGUCCUUCUUUUCAUAUAAGAAACAUUUAUAGAGUUCCUAAUAUAGCAUGACAAAUGUUUUACCAUAGUUUUUAUGGUAUUUAUGCAACUAUCCAGACUGUUGCACUGAAUUUUGUGAAGUUAAAGACAAGCCCUUCCAGGUACUUAUUCAUUUUCAGCCCACACACUGUUCAUGAACUCUAUCCAGUAAUCAAGCAACUCCUUGAUGGUAGAAACUAGCUUCUAGUGGGUGGAAUAGACUAAAUACUCUGUGUGGCAGCCCUGUUCUUUAGAAACACUGACGAAUGCAUCCAGACUACUAUAGAGGUAUAGUUAAGAGGUAUAGAGGAUGUGUAAAAUAAUCACAAUAAGCUUGACCACCAGAAUGCAUGUCAACCACUUUUUUAUAAGGGACGCUGAACAUUCUGGUGCUGAAAAGUUGAUGGCUGCUCCCCUCACACCGGGAUAAAGGACUAUUGGUAUGUAAACAUCACUUAAGCUGUCAGGAGACUCAGCUUGAAAUGCAGGGACUCUACUUGAAAUGCUGUUGCUCUCCACAACAGUUGAGCCAAAUCAGACCAAUGUUAAAUAGUUGCCAAGCUUUUCGGCCAAGUCUGAAGGACGAGAGUGGGACAAGAACCAAAGCAUUCCUUAAAAACUUUGUUUUUGGUCAUUAAUACAUCCUUUUUGUUGAAACCCAUGUUUUUUGAGUUUGUUUGUGUAUUUUAUUGGUUCAGUGGCUUGCCUGUAUUGCACUGCUAUUGAUUUAUUACUGUGAAAUGAGUCUCCCUUACAGAAGGAAAUUCUAAAUUUCCUCCUUUGACUAUAUAUGUUGUAGCCUGUAGGAAUAAGGCUGAUCAUUGUGCGCCCACGUGCUUCCUUUUGGCUUACUGUUUUUGCUUUACUUUACAUCUGGACUUAGCAUUUGGGCUUAGCCACAGUGUUGUAGCUUAAAAAAGAGAAAGGGAAAGGGAGACUCAGUCCCUUGUUUGGAGUCACAGCAUAAUUUAUUUGAUUGCUGUGUUCGACUGCGAUUUGCCAGGCUAACAGCCUCUCCUCUGAUUAUUAAUGUGGUUGAUAUAUUAGAAAAAAAACAUUCUAAAUAAAGCUGUUUUGUGCUGAAGCACUUAUUUACAGUGUCUGGCUCACGAAAGCGGGUUUAUCCUCUUACACAGCAGAGCCAUGUGACUGAGAGUGGAAUGGCCAAGUCAGUGAGAGUAACGCAGUAUUCGCUGGCUCUUAAUCCUAAUGUUUACAUUUCAGACACUCCACUCUCAGUGAAUUUACCAGCCACUCUGCUGACUUCAUACAGCUGUUCCACACAGCUCAGUGGCCAUUUUGUUCUUGAUUCCUACACUGGUACUAUUACUGUCUGUUUCUGAGUAUGGACGGACUAGGAGACAGUCUCUAAGCUAACCCAUAAAAGUGCUUUAGGUUCAGAUGUAAUUUGAGUUGACGGUACACAAUUUAAUACUGUACUGUACUGUAUUUUCCUUUGUUUUGUUUAUUUGAAUGUGAAUUGUUACUAUAACUAUUAGACUGCCAAUAUUCAUGUUUUCAAAGCUCUGUGUGGUCAUUCUGUGUGUUCAGGAGUUGCCCACGAUCCACUGCAUUUUGACUGUGCAAGUACUGACAGUGAAUUGUGAUCAUGAAUAAAUAAUCUAUGAAAACGAGGCAUGUCUCAAAGGA
Molecule: messenger RNA, 4514 nt
Organism: Pygocentrus nattereri (red-bellied piranha)
Lineage: Eukaryota; Metazoa; Chordata; Actinopteri; Characiformes; Serrasalmidae
Gene: igsf8
Product: immunoglobulin superfamily, member 8
Exons: 6
Coding region: 420-2315 (631 amino acids)
Source: RefSeq, a predicted model, not a curated record